This is a messenger RNA of Arabidopsis arenosa, 1490 nucleotides long. NCBI's taxonomy places the organism in Eukaryota, Viridiplantae, Streptophyta, Magnoliopsida, Brassicales, Brassicaceae. The record is from the annotation of a GenBank genome assembly.
AGCGAAAAUAGUAACGUACGAUUUAUCUUUGAAAGUUUGUGUUUUUUUGGAUAAAUUACAAAAUGAAUUAAAAUUGGUUAUAUUUUUGUCGACGCCGUGUAUGCGAUUCUCUUUUAAUGGUAGAUUCUGACACGGUGGAAUUCCCGCCGGAGAACCGCCGUGGACAGCUCUUCGGCAAGUACGAGGUCGGUAAAUUGGUGGGAUGCGGCGCCUUCGCUAAAGUGUACCACGGGAGGAACACAGCGACGGGUCAGAGCGUUGCGAUCAAAGUGGUGAGCAAACAACGGCUGCAGAAAGGAGGACUCAAUGGCAACAUUCAGAGGGAGAUCGCUAUCAUGCACCGUCUCCGCCACCCUUCUAUCGUGCGCCUGUUCGAGGUCCUCGCCACCAAAUCCAAGAUCUUCUUCGUCAUGGAAUUCGCCAAAGGCGGUGAGCUCUUCGCCAAAGUCUCCAAGGGCAGGUUCUGCGAGGAUCUCAGCCGUCGCUAUUUCCAGCAGCUCAUCUCCGCCGUCGGAUACUGCCACUCCCGCGGCAUCUUUCACCGUGACCUCAAACCUGAGAAUCUCCUCCUCGACGAGAAGCUCGAUUUGAAGAUUUCUGAUUUCGGGCUCAGCGCUCUUACCGAUCAGAUCCGACCCGACGGUCUCCUCCACACUCUCUGUGGUACUCCGGCAUACGUGGCGCCGGAGGUUCUGGCUAAGAAAGGCUACGACGGUGCUAAAAUCGACAUUUGGUCAUGCGGAAUCAUAUUGUUUGUUCUCAACGCCGGUUAUCUGCCUUUCAACGACCAUAAUCUCAUGGUCAUGUACCGGAAAAUCUACAAGGGAGAGUUUCGCAUUCCCAAGUGGACCUCACCGGAUCUCCGGCGACUUCUGACUCGGCUUCUCGACACGAAUCCGCAGACGAGGAUCACUAUCGAAGAGAUCAUCCACGAUCCCUGGUUCAAACAGGGCUACGACGAUCGGAUGUCCAAAUUCCACCUCGAGGACUCCGACAUGAAACUCCCGGCGGAUGAUAUCGACGGCGAGAUGGGAGCAAGGAGGUUGAACGCAUUCGACAUCAUCUCCGGAUCUCCAGGAUUCAAUCUCUCCGGUCUGUUCGGCGACGCUAGAAAGUACGACCGAGUGGAACGGUUCGUGUCGGCGUGGACGGCGGAGAGGGUGGUUGAGAAGCUGGAAGAGAUCGUGGCGGCGGAGAAUCUGACGGUGACGAAGAAGGAAGCGUGGGGGAUGAAGAUUGAAGGGCAAAAAGGUAAUUUCGCGAUGGUGGUCGAGAUAAACCAGCUAACGGACGAGCUGGUUAUGAUAGAGGUGAGGAAGAGGCAAAGAGCCGCUGCAUCUGGACGAGAUCUAUGGACAGAUACACUCAGGCCUUUCUUCGUCGAGCUUGUGCACGAACCAGACCAGACGGACCCUCCUCAUGAACCAUCAUCUCUAGUAAAUACGACGUCGUAGUUUAGGUAUCUGUCAAAAUAAUUAUCCAAAUAAUAA